AUCAUACAUCAGUGACCUGAUUGUUCCAUAUGUUCCUAACUGAGCACUUCUCUCUCAGACUGCAGGUCUACUGGUGGUUCCCAGAAUAUCUAAAAUUAGGAUGGGAGGCAGAUCUUUUAGCUAUCAGGCUCCUCUGUUGUGGAACCAGCUCCCAGCUUUAGUCCGUGAGGCAGACACUUUGUCUACUUUUAAGAAUAGGCUUAAACCAUUUUUAUUUGAUAGGGCCUAUGGUUAAAAUCUGAUGUUAGCCUAAAUCUGGUCAAGUGGGGGAAUAGAGGGAGGUGGAGUGUACAGUCGGUAAAGACGGCUCUCCCUUGCCCUGCCUCCAACAUGCCUACAUCUAAAAGGAUAGAUUAUCCAGAGUUAUCUCUGUAGUUAUGCUGCUAUAGGCUUAGACUGCUGGAGGAUACACUGACCACUUUCCACACUUCUGCUUUCUUCUACAAUCUGCUCUUUAACUGUAUUAUUUCCUGCUAUUUCAGCUGUUAACUUUAUUUUCUCUCUAAGUGUUUUUCUCCCCAGAAGAAGCUACAAUGACGUUCUGCUGAGCUGUGGUGGCCUCAUGGAGGGGGCCAUCGUCUAGCACACUGCUGCUAACCACUAAAACAUUCUCCCUCUCCUGAUAAUAACACUUUACUCUCUUUGACGUUGGAUGUGCUACUACUAGUUUACCCGUUUAGUUAUAGAUUCACUAGGAUGAAUACAAUAAAGUUUAUCUUUCACCAAAUAGAAUAUUUACUAAGAAAUCACAAUGUAACCAUGGACACAUUGCUUGCCUUUGUGUGUGUGUGUGUGUGUGUGUGUGUGUGUGUGCGCGCGCGCGCGUGUGGGGGGUCUUGUUCUGUGUGAAAACGAAGCGGUACAAGUGAUAAUGCUGCUGGAUUUCAUAACUGUAUCUUCUCAGCAGCAGCACUGCAGGUGCUCUCCAUGUCCAACAUGUGCGUAAGCCAGGUCCUUAGUCAACUUAAAGUUGCGCACAUUUUUCCUCUUAAGUUUUCUUUCAUAAAUCCCAGUUUGCGUGGAAAGUUGCUUACGCAGUUUUCCAACCCCGUUUUGUGCGUAAGCAAGCUUGAUAAAUGAGGUCCCUGACCUGUAUUGGAAUAUUUAUUGUGUGAAGGUCCUUGGGACGACUCUUGUCGUGGUUUGGUGCUUUAUAAAUGAACUUGAAUUGAAUUGUGUUUCAUCUGCGUGUUUAAAGCAAUAACUUUGCUGUAAGUAAUUAUUCAUGUUAUAUGUUGACCUUUGCCCAAAGGUAAAUCUGACUCUGGAUCAGUUAAACAACCAUGUUUCAUUUAUUUCUGGUUGCUGCAUGCGAUCAGCUGCUGCUAACCAGCGCCCCCUGCUGUCGCUCCUGAAGAACUGCACCAAAGCUCCUCUUGUCUCUGUCCAGGGUCCUGAAAAUAAUAUCCCGAGUUAUUUUUAAUGAAUAUUCUUUUGACCAGAUCCUCGUCUUGGGUAGUGAUGAGGACUUUGCAGCUGAAUCCCAGAGAGCUUGCCGGUUCCUCCUCCUCCUCCUCCUCCUCCUCCUCUUGCCUUGAAAGAUUUCUUCUGUCAUCCCUUUAACCGGCUCAGCGUCUCUAAUCCAGCCGGCUGACCACCGCGGGUUCUUCCACACCGUUAUGUGCCAACAUAGAUAAAACUAUUUCAGAUCUCAUUUGCUGUGUGGAACAAGUUGCCAUAAAGCGGAUUUAAUUGGAUUUCUGCGCGGUGAGGAGAAUGACCCUGAGCCUUCCAGUAGCUCCGAUCUCAGCGUGGGGAUGAAAAUAAAAAAUGACGAGCGGCAGAUUUUAUAUUCUCCCCUCCACAAAGUGGUUUUUCUUCCUGUCUGUGAUCCGAUGUGCAUAACAGACAUCCUGAAGGGUUGAUGGUUUGACUUUUUAGGUGACUUUGUGGUUUGAAACUGCGGGGAUGGAAGCUGCAAAGAAAGGUAAAUACUUUUAUCUUAUUUACAAGCACUCAAGAGUAAAUGACAUGUGUAUAUCUGACAUGAUAGCAUGCAGCUGAAUACUUUCAUUAUUGGCACAGUGUUUUUAUACUUUCAUUGUUUUAUUCAGAUAUUUUAAUCAUUGAAGGUUAUGAAUGUGCCUGCAGGUGCAUAUUUAUGGACAGGUGCAGGGAUAGUACUGUGCUAAGGGCCAUACCGCUUCCAUAAAGAAGUAGGUCACAUCUGGCCCCACAAUACGAGACCUGCAGGACAGAAUACCUCUGUGCUCCAAUCUGGUGCCAUCAAACCCACCCCUACCGUGUUAGAUAAUAAUGUCAGGUCGAUUCAAGAGAGGAACAAAGACACGCCAUCUAUUACUUGUGUGAUGCAUGUUAUUGAACAGAGAGGUUCUUCAGUUAGCCGCGAGAUGCUCAUGUUGGAGAUCUUUUGUUGGAUUUUUGUCUUCAUCCAUGCCAGAUGCGCCGCCUGCGGGCGAUGCAGGAAAAUCAGACACCCUGGGGUCGACUGGCUCGGCCAGGAGGAGGGGAGGGGGAGCCAAGAAGGCGAUGCAGGCCAACAAGUCUGCCCUCAGAGCCCCCCGAGCCCUCUGCUGCCUCACUCUGAGCAACCCCAUCCGCAUGGCAGCACUGGCGCUGGUGGAGUGGAAAUAUCCUUCUCUGUGUUCAGGUGUUCACACACACAUGCUGAAAACAUGUGACACAUAAAGCACGCUGGAGCCUUAACUAAAUCUGUAAGCCCUUUGAUAUUUUCAUCCUGCUUGCCAUUUUUGCCAACUGUGUGGCCAUGGGCGUCACGAAGCCGUAUCCAGAUGAUGAUUCCAACGCCACCAACCACCAGCUGGAACAAGUAGAGUACGUCUUCCUGGUCAUCUUCACCAUCGAGACCUUCACUAAAAUCCUCGCCUAUGGUCUAGUCAUGCACCCCAGCGCCUACAUCCGCAGUGGAUGGAACUUGCUUGAUUUUGUGAUCGUCAUUGUCGGGUUGUUCAGCGUGAUAGCAGAGGGGAUGACGGAUCACAAACCCGGAGAGGCUCACCACGCUGCAGGGAAACCUGGAGGCCUGGAUGUGAAAGCUCUCAGAGCAUUCAGGGUGUUGAGGCCGCUCCGGCUUGUGUCAGGAGUGCCAAGUUUACAGAUUGUGUUAAACUCCAUCAUGAAAGCCAUGGUGCCCCUCCUCCACAUCGGAAUGCUUGUCAUGUUUGUCAUCAUCAUCUACGCCAUCAUCGGCCUGGAGCUGUUCAUUGGCAGGAUGCAUAAGACUUGCUAUGACAUCAGCACAGGUGUCAUGGUCGAGGACGAUCCAUCCCCUUGUAAUUUUGCCGGCGUUGGACGCUUUUGCGUCUCCAACGGGACGGAGUGCAGGGGCAAGUGGGAGGGUCCCAAUGGGGGAAUCACAAACUUUGACAACAUUUUCUUUGCCAUGCUGACAGUUUUUCAGUGCAUCACUAUGGAGGGGUGGACAGAAGUGCUGUACUGGAUGAACGACGCUAUUGGCUACGACAUUCCGUGGAUCUACUUUGUCUCGUUGGUCAUCUUUGGAUCUUUUUUCAUCAUUAAUCUUGUCUUGGGUGUGUUGAGCGGAGAGUUCUCUAAGGAAAGAGAGAAGGCGGUGGCGCGGGGUGAGCUGCAGAAGGCUCAGGAGAGCAAACAGAUGGAAGAGGACAUGAUCGGCUACAUGGACUGGCUCAUAGAAGCCGAGGACGUGGACGAAGAAGGAAACAAGCGCGCUGCGAUCGCCAAGAAGAAGAUGAUGAAGAAGUUCGGCUGGUACAAACACAGUGAGGACGGAGGAGAGUCGGACUCUGACGACGACAUUGCGUACCUGGACGAUGACAGCGGCUUCUGUGCUUCUCUCAUGGCGAAGAUGAUGGCCAACAGCUUCUGCGACCAGCUGUGCCAGCUCAACCACUCCUUCAGAAAGAACUGCCGUGUCGCCGUCAAGACCACCAACUUCUACUGGCUGGUGCUGCUGCUGGUGUUCCUCAACACGGUGGCCAGCGCCUCGGAGCACUACGGGCAGCCCAAGUGGCUCACCGAAAUGCAAGAGCGAGCCAAUAAGAUCCUGCUGCUGCUCUUCACCCUGGAGAUGCUGAUGAAGAUGUACGCCUUUGGUCUUCAGAUCUAUUUCAUGGCUCUGUUUAACCGCUUCGACUGCUUCGUGGUGUGUGGCGGCAUCCUGGAGACGCUGCUUGUGGAGCUGGAUGUCAUCCCGCCCAUCGGCAUCUCCGUGCUGCGCUGCAUCCGACUACUCCGGAUAUUUAAGAUGACCCGGCACUGGGCCGCUCUCUCUGAUCUGGUCACCUCGCUGCUCAACUCCAUGAAGGCCAUCUGCUCUCUCCUGCUCCUGCUCUUCCUCUUCCUCAUCAUCUUCGCCUUGCUGGGGAUGCAGCUGUUCGGAGGGAAAUUCAACUUUGACGAAACUCAGAUGAAGAGAAGCACAUUCGACUCGUUUCCUCAGGCCCUGCUCACCUGUUUUCAGAUCCUCACCGGAGAGGACUGGAACGCUGUGAUGUAUGAUGGCAUCAUGGCAUACGGAGGGCCCAUCUUCCCCAACAUGGUGGUGUGCAUUUACUUUGUCAUCCUCUUCGUCUGCGGUAACUACAUCCUGCUGAACGUCUUCUUGGCUAUUGCUGUCGAUAACUUGGCAAGCGGUGGCGGGAAGAAGAAAGUGGAGGAGAAGAAAGAAGAAGAGGAAGAGUGGGAUGAAGAUGAAGAGAAAGAAAAUGAGGAUGAAGCCAACGAAGAGGACGACUGGCAGGAGAACGAGGAGCUGAGAGCCAUUGAGGGACUGGAGGGGGUCGCUCCAUUAAAGCCGGAGUUCUCCGGGCCCAAAGAGAAGAUCGUGCCGAUACCCGAUGGAAGUUCCUUCUUCAUCCUCGGGAAGAAAAACUGCUUACGCGUGGCCUGCCACAACCUCAUCCACCACCACUACUUCACCAACUUCAUCCUCAUCUUCAUCAUCCUCAGUAGUAUUUCACUGGCUGCCGAGGAUCCCAUCAAAUCCCACUCAUUCAGGAACAUCGUAAGACUCCCUCACCCCAUCCCGACGUGUAGCAGAUCUCUGAGAAGCUGCAUUAACUUCUGUCUUCUGCAGGUGCUCGGAUACGCAGAUUAUGUUUUCACUUCGGUGUUUACCGUGGAGAUCGUUCUGAAGAUGACGGUUUACGGAGCGUUUCUGCACACUGGCUCCUUCUGCAGGAACGCCUUCAACCUUCUGGACCUGCUGGUGGUCAGCGUGUCGCUCACCUCCUUCUUCCUACACUCCAGUGCCAUCUCUGUAGUGAAGAUUCUCCGAGUCCUGCGAGUACUCCGUCCUCUUCGAGCCAUCAACAGAGCCAAAGGGCUGAAGAAUGUGGUGCAGUGUGUAUUUGUGGCCAUACGCACCAUCGGCAACAUCCUGAUCGUCACAACUCUGCUUCAGUUCAUGUUCGCCUGCAUAGGAGUGCAGCUCUUUAAGGGCCGGUUCUACAGCUGCACAGACGAAGCCAAACACACUCCAGACGAGUGCAAGGGAACUUUUGUGGUCUACAAAGAUGGCGACAUGAACCACCCCAUGGUUAGGGAGCGGCUCUGGCAGAACAGUGACUUUAACUUUGACAACGUGCUGAUGGGCAUGCUGGCUCUAUUCACCGUGUCCACUUUUGAGGGCUGGCCACAGAUCCUGUACCGAGCAGUGGAUGCCAAUGCCAUUAACCGAGGUCCCAUUUACAACUACCGAGUAGAAAUCUCCAUCUUCUUCAUCAUCUACAUCAUCAUCAUUGCUUUCUUCAUGAUGAACAUCUUUGUGGGUUUCGUCAUCAUCACCUUUAGAGAGCAGGGAGAGGCUGAGUUCAAAAACUGUGAGCUGAACAAAAACCAGCGUCAGUGUGUGUAUUAUGCACUGAAAGCUCAACCGAUUAAGAUCUACAUCCCCAAAAACCCCUCCCAGCUAAAGUUCUGGAGGAUCAUCAACUCCAGCCAGUUUGAGUACAUCAUGUUUGUGCUGAUCCUGGGGAACACCUUGACUCUGGCCGUGCAGCAUUACGAGCAGUCCAAACUCUUCACCUCCAUCAUGGACAUCCUUAACAUGAUCUUCACUGUGGUCUUCACCAUAGAGAUGGUCAUCAAACUGAUGGCUCUGCGGGCUCACCACUACUUCAUCGAUCCCUGGAACUCGUUCGACGCUCUGAUCGUGGUGGGGAGCGUGUUGGACAUCGCUGUGUCUGAGUUCAGCGGUGGGGGGAAAGGAGAGCACGGAAAAGUGUCCAUCACCUUCUUCCGGUUAUUCCGAGUGCUGCGGUUGGUUAAGCUGCUAAGCAAAGGAGAGGGCAUCCGAACGCUGCUCUGGACUUUCGUCAAGUCCCUGCAGGCCCUGCCUUACGUCGGCCUUCUCAUCGCCAUGAUCUUCUUCAUCUAUGCCGUGAUUGGCAUGCAGAUGUUUGGGAAAAUAGCCAUCGACGACGACACAGAAAUCAACAGAAACUGCAACUUCCAGACGUUCUUCAUGGCUGUCCUGGUUCUUUUCAGGUGUGCCACUGGAGAGCAGUGGCAGGAGAUCAUGUUGGCCGCUCUGCCCGGCAGACGCUGUGACCCUGAGUCUGACACGGAACCAGGUGAAGAGUUCACCUGUGGAAGCAACCUGGCCUACAUCUACUUCAUCAGCUUCUUCAUGCUCUGCGCCUACCUGAUUAUUAAUUUGUUCAUUGCUGUCAUCAUGGACAACUUUGAGUAUCUGACCAGAGACUGGACCGUGCUCGGCACGCACCACCUGGAUGAGUUUAAGAGGGUUUGGUCUGACUACGACCCAGAGGCCACGGGUCGCAUUAAGCACAUCGACGUCGUCACCAUGUUGCGCAGGAUUCAGCCACCUCUGGGUUUUGGAAAGCUGUGUCCUCAUCGUGUCGCUUGCAGAAGGCUAGUUGCCAUGAACGUCCCCCUGCACCCUGAUGGGACGGUCACCUUCAACGCUACUCUCUUUGCUCUUGUCCGAACCUCUCUGAAGAUUAAAACUGAAGGACCAGUUGAUCAGCAGAACGAGGAGCUGAAGCUUGUAAUUAAGAAGCUCUGGAAGCACACCAAGCCCAAGCUCAUUGAUGAAAUCAUCCCGCCCCCUAGAGGAGAUGAGGUGACCAGUGGGAAAUUUUACGCCAGCUUUCUGAUCCAAGACUACUUCAAAAAGUUCCGCAAGAGGAAAGAAAGAGAGAGGAAAUCCAAGAGGAAGGACAAGGCAGCCGCUCUGCAGCUAGGGCUGCGGACGCUGCAGGACCUGGCCCCGGAGAUGCGCCUGGCCAUGGCCUGUGACCUGGAAGAAGAGGAGGCCACUGAGGGGGAGAUGACAGCUGAUGAGAUCUUUGAUAGUGAGCACGGCACCUCGGUGAACACCACGCCUGCCGUCACACCGAUUCCCCCUCUGGACCUGCUGGUGGAGCGGACGGCUGUGAUCAUCGAGCCCGAGCCCAGGAUCACCAACGGGGGCGUGAUCACCAAGCAGGUGGCUGGCUUGGAGGAGCACCAGAGACCCGGAUCCGAGCUGGCAGGUGUCAGCGUGGUCACGGUGCAACCCCUCAGGUCUGAGCCUCUGCCCAUCCGUGAGUCACCUCCUCCUCCGCCUCCUCCCAUGGAGAUUUCAGGUGCAGAAGAGGUUGUAGCUGAGGAAGCAGCCAUGUUGGAUGCAAGUAGAGCAGCUGAGCAACUUUACGUGAGCGAGGGAGGUGCAGCAGAUCUACCAUCAGUAGACAGCAGGUUUGCGUACCCAGGUGCCGUGUCUCCAGGCCCAACGGAGACAGGAGACAACAGUCUCGGUGUGGAGAUGGCCGGCAGCGUAGGAGGAGUACCGUACGAGAGUCACGAUGCUAACGGCUUUGUCAGCAACGGUUACACAGAAAACAACAUGAAUGGAGGGAGCGUUGCUGUUAGUCCCACCCCCUACGAGACGAUGGGAUUCAGCGAAGACGGAUACACAGAUUACCCCGAGAACUCCAGCGUGAUCGGCACCAACGCGCACGGAGAGAACGGCAGCAUGGCCGGAGGCUACAAUGGGAGUGAGAGCAGCAGCGCCCAGUUUGUGCGGAGACGGCUCCUUCCUGCCAUACCUAGAGGUCGUAAACCCGCCUUUAACUUCCAGUGUCUGAGGCCACAGAGCAGCGUGGAUGACCUUCCGGUCCCUGGGAACUACCAGGGGAACACGUCUCCCUCCAGGUCUCGUCUGCAGGCUCAGCACAGUCUGGACUCCCGGCCCAGCAGCGUGUCCUCCAUGUCCUCCGCCUCCUGGGCCAACACGGCCGCAGCCGGCACCACUCCCCUCCCGAGAAUAAUUGCCCCCACGGGCCGAAGGGGCAAGCUCAUCUACACCCCGAUGAUCCUGGUGGACGAGCAAAGCGGCACCAGUCAGCCGCUGUGGAGCGACAGCUCCGCCAGCCUUCCAGCAGGGCGGCGUCCAGGCUGGUACCCGGGUCAGACCAGAACCUUCACCAGUGUGAGGAUACCACCAUCUGUCACCCAGAGCUUCGUGGACAAAGGCAGCGCAGACAGCCUGGUGGAGUCGAUCCUGAUCUCCGAGGGGCUCGGUGCCUACGCUCGGGACCCAAAGUUUGUGAACUUUGCCAAGAAGGAGAUCGCCGAAGCGUGCCACAUGAGCCUGGACGAGAUGGAGAGCGCCGCUGCUGACCUGAUAGCACGCGGAGCCAGCCGCUCACUGUCCCGCUUCGAGGACGACCUGGCUGAUGAGAUGAACUGUGUGGUUUCUUACUGAGGUCUCCAAACCAGGAGGAGGAAGUGUUUGUGUCCGUUUGAGCACAGAGAAUCGUCCAGUGAAUGAGGACUUUUUGUUUAUUAUAAUGGAAAAAAUGACACCCCUCGGUUUAUGAAUGCCAAAACAAGUGCGCGCACACACACACACACACACACACACCUGAUGAGGUCUUAUGUUUCUCCUGCUUGCAGAAAACGUUUCCAGCUAGAUCAGAGCAGCAUCAAGCUAACCCCGGCCUUCAGUGGCGUUGCUGUACAGUCUAAAUAAAUAAAAAUGUUUUCUUAAA
Messenger RNA from Nothobranchius furzeri (turquoise killifish), 8960 nucleotides. The record is from RefSeq and is a predicted model, not a curated record. Lineage: Eukaryota; Metazoa; Chordata; Actinopteri; Cyprinodontiformes; Nothobranchiidae.